Molecule: messenger RNA, 3461 nt
Organism: Gossypium raimondii (Peruvian cotton)
Lineage: Eukaryota; Viridiplantae; Streptophyta; Magnoliopsida; Malvales; Malvaceae
Exons: 19
Coding region: 711-3185 (824 amino acids)
Source: RefSeq, a predicted model, not a curated record
AGGUAGUCACCCUUUUUCCAAUUGCAUGAACGCCACACGUUGAAUCAAUCUCCAUUCUACUUUCUCGUUUUAUGUAAGUUGAUGUAUUAUUUCUCUUUUGUUUUUAGACAAUUAAUAUAUGAAAGAACUUCCAAAAACCCAUGCCAUUUCCAUGAUUUCAGUACCUUUAGAACUCUUCCAUUUUCCUUCAUUAUGACUUGGAUUGAAUUACAUUUUUCUCUGGAAAAGAAGGGUUUCUGUUUUUUUUUUUAGUUGAAGAGAGAGUAUAUAAUCAUGGUACAAUGAUGAUUAUUUGUUUUAGACCUGAAUAUUGUUAUAUAGUUAAGCAUUUCAAUGAAAUAGCCAUAGCAAUAGGAUGAUGACACAAAGCUUGAACCCAACCAACCAAAAGGGGAAAAAGUUCUCAGCAAAAAAUGAAGGUGUUAUAGUGUUUGAAUCAUACAGCCCAGGAAUUGGCGUUGGAAUUGUAAAUUUAUAUAAAAAGAGGCAAUUUUUGUAUUGGAUUUUAGAAGAAAAUAUAUUGGAAAGGUUACAGAUUUUGAGGAUCAAGGGGAAAUAAAAGGGGAAUUCCAUUUAUCUUGGUAUAAUUUUAGAGGAAUAAGGAAUGAACUUGUUUCUUGUUAGACAUGGAUGACAAACUAAUGGAGGAGAGAUUUGUAUGUAUUUGGUGAAAAGAGCAAAUGUAAGAUGAGAUAAGAGAGUGUUUAGAGAUGGAAACCAAGGAAGAAGCUGAAGGAAAUGAAGAUUAUCCACCAUCACCCUCUUGGGAAUUAAACCAUCUUUUUGAGGUGGAGGAGGAGGAGGAUGUCAAAGGGGAUAUUGGAGUAGCACAAAAUCCUGAGCCCUCAGGGAGUUCGAAUUAUUCACGGUUGCCGCCGUUGGGGCAUAGGCGCACUCAGAGCGAUGUUCUAAAUGCAGCACAUCGCCGUAACAAUAGUUUCCAGAGAUUGAAAACAUCUAUGCAGAAAGCUUUGCGAUGGGGUGGCAAUUCGAGGGAUGACAGGUUCCGUUCAAGCUUCAAUCCUGAGGUUCUGGCAAACCAGAAACGCCAGUGGUAUCAACUCCACUCCAAAACUAUGGAUAAGUUUAGAUAUGAGCAGCCGACUUCAAUCUUUGAGCACUUCAUUAUUGCUGGGGUUCAUCCAGAUACUGAUCUUGGGACAGUGGAGGAAGCCUUUGCUAAGAGGAAGAAGUGGGAAACAGAUAUGAAAAGAUCUGGGAUGAUAGAUGUUAAAAUGCUGCAGAAUCAUGGACCUCCACUUCCAAUAUUUGAACCGCAGAUACUUUUUAGAUACCCUCCUGGGAAGAGGUUAGCUAUGCGUUUGAAGGACUUAGCCACCUUUUGUUUUCCUGGAGGUGUUAAGGCACGAUUGCUGGAAAGAACUCCGUCAUUUAGCGAGCUAAAUGAGCUUCUUUAUGGACAGGAGCAUUUAAGCAGAGAUGAUUUCGCAUUUAUUUUUUCACUCAAGGUGGCAGGCAAUGCUACGGUUUAUGGCGUUUGCUUGCAUGUACCAGAACUUGUACAAAGACAGCCUGGUAAUUUAGGUGGUUCAUCACGCCUUUCUUCAAUUGCAGGAUCAAGCAGACAGUAUAUGGUUUCUGCACCUCGAUGCUAUUGUUUGCUAACUAGAGUGCCUUUCUUUGAGUUGCAUUAUGAGAUGUUGAACAGUAUCAUUGCACAGGAGCGCCUGAAUCGAAUAACCGAAGUUGUUAGUGAAACGAAUCCAUCUCUUGAUGAUCUUGCACCGUCUUCCUCGAAACAAGAUGAUCAAAUAAAUGAUAACACCGUCACCAGCACUCCCAACAGCGAGUAUGUUAAUGAGUGGAUGGCUUCUGCAUUACCUGUUAACAGCACUGUAGUUCUUAGUAGUGACACUGCUGCCAAUGAUGAGGUUUCAUCUGCUUCAUUAAAGAUAAGUUCACCAUUGUCAUCUGGAAGUGUAGCUGCGAGUGAUGCUUCGGAUUGGGGUCAUGUUAGGGAAAUAGAGAAGGAUGUUAGGAAGGGUGUGCUAUAUAUUGAUGAUAAUGCAUCUGAAGCCUCAGAAAUUCGUUGCAGUGUUUUGGAAAGAAUAAAUGGCACCCAUGAAAAUGGACAAAUUUCUCCAGAUAUUGGAUCAGUUUUCAGCUUGCGGAGUCGUACUUCUUCUCAAUCACUAUUCAGUCCAGCUAGAAGCCUGACAUCAGAGGAUGAUGAAGAGGAGGAUGACCUUUUCUGGAAUAAUGAAAAAGAAUAUGGAGAUGACUUGAUAAUGGAAUGGGCUAAGGAAAACAAAAAUGAUCUGCUACAGAUAGUUUGCAGUUAUCAUGCUUUAGCUCUUCCACAACGAGGAAGUGAAAUAGUUUUUCAGCCUCUUGAGCAUUUACAGGCUAUCGAGUAUGUGAGACCUCCGAUAUCAGCCCUUGCCAUGGAUGAAAGCUUUUUUUAUUCAAUGGAACCUUCUGAGAUCAAUGCGAAGUUCGCAGCAGCUGAGGAAGCUCUUGCACUUUCAGUAUGGACAACUGCAACGAUUUGCCGAGUUCUCUCUCUCGAUGGUAUUUUGGCAGUGAUUGCAGGAGUGUUAUUGGAAAAACAGGUCGUAGUCGUUUGCCCGAACCUGGGUGUUCUAUCGGCCGUGGUGUUAUCCCUUAUUCCUAUCAUUCGUCCGUUUCAGUGGCAGAGCUUAUUGCUUCCAGUACUGCCUAUGAGGAUGCUUGAUUUUCUUGAUGCACCUGUUCCAUUUCUUGUUGGCGUACAAGAUAAACCAGCUGAUUUGAAAAUGAAAUCAACAUCCAAUCUUGUUCAAGUUAAUUUGCCCAAGAAACAGGUGAAAACAUGUUACGUGCCGCAACUUCCUCAACGGAAAGAGCUUGUAUCAGAACUAGGGCCGAUACAUUCCACACUUGCCUUUGAAGGUUCAAUUGCUAAGAAGCAUCCUACAUAUAGGUGCAAUGAAGUGCAGGCUGAAGCUGCAAUCCAGUUUUUGGCAAUCAUGAGGGACUACCUAGAGUCAAUCUGUGCAAAUCUGAGGUCUCAUACAAUUACUAGUGUACAAUCAGACCAGGACAGGGUUUCCUUGUUACUUAAAGAUAGCUUUAUCGAUUCUUUUCCGAUUAAGGACCGGCCAUUUAUUAAGCUAUUUGUAGACACACAACUAUUCACCGUUCUAUCAGAUUCUCGUUUGUCAAGAUAUGAGAAUGAGCACUAACUUAAACCCCCCCACUAACAGGUAUGUUGGCAUCAGGUGAAAUUUCCUAGGUGCAAAAAGCUCCAUCAGCUAUAAAAAAAGAAAAGAAAAAAAAGAAAUGCACUUUAUAAAGCCUGAAAGUGAUGGUAUCUGAAACUAUAUUGGUACUGACACUAAGCCAUGUCAAAUGACAAUGGCUGCUGCAGAGGAAGAGCCAUAAAAUGUGAACUCACUUGCAGCAAACGAUUGGGAAAAAAAUGAAUUUUGUAACAUAUAAUGAAAAUAAUAAUAAUAAUU